AUGGAAAUCGAAGAACUACGCGAGGCCAACAAAACGGAAAGGAAACCCAUAAGGGAGGAGGAACGAUCAAUGAGAUCGACCCACAACAAGGAGGUCGGCAAAACAUUUAAGCUCACUCCGAAAUUUGACAAUUACACCAGAUUCAACACAAGAAGGGAAAAGAUAAUCAAGGAAAUACUCAAUGCCAAGAUUAUAAAACCCCCAGUAAGGGCAGGCAGUUACCAAGACCAGAGGUUCGUAGACAAAACCAAACAUUGCGCUUUCCACCAAAAAUACGGACACACCACCGACGAAUGCAUAAUAGCCAAAGACCUUUUGGAAAGGCUUGCACGGCAAGGCCUAUUAGACAAAUACAUUGAAGGGAGGAAGCAUAAGGAAGACGACCGAGGCAGGGAGGAAAGGCAACCGACCUCAGUAAACAAGGAAAAAUGGCCGAGCAAUAACCUACCCAAGGCAGUCAUAAACUGCAUCUCCGGGGGAUUCGCUGGAGGCGGCGAGACAACAUCGGCCAGGAAACGGAGUUACCGAGCCAUGCUAGCCAUAGAAGGAACCUCGCCUCCAAACAAGAGCGACGCACCAGAUUUAGAGAUCACCUUCAAUAAAGCGGAUAUGUGCUCGGCCGCCCCACACCUGGACGACCCGGUCGUAAUUUCUAUCCAGACAGGCGACCUACUGGUAAGAAAGGUCCUUUUGGACCCAGGUAGCAGCGCAGACGUACUCUUUUAUUCUACAUUUUUAAAGAUGAACUUAUCUGAAAAACUCAUACAACCCUCCUCCGGAGAACUGGUAGGAUUCUCCGGAGAAAGGGUACCAAUAAAAGGUUAUAUAUGGCUUAAAACGACAAUAGGUGAAAACGCAUCAUCCCGAACACUUGAUAUACAAUACCUGAUUGUCGAUUGCAAUAGUCCUUAUAACAUUAUCCUCGGGAGACCCGCUCUGAACAUGUUCAGAGCAGUAAUAUCAACUUUCCACCUAUGUGUUAAGUUUCAGGCACAGGACGGAAGAAUAGCAACGAUCCACUCAGACCGCCAACAAGCUCGGCAGUGUUAUAACUCUUGCUUGAAAAGGUCGGAUAACAGAGAAAGACAACAUGAGAUCAAAGCGGUACAAACCAGAGAGGAAGUCCUUUCCCUAGCCGAACACGACCCCAGGGGAGACACACAAGAGAGACCACAACCAACUGACGAACUCCAGAAAAUUCAACUGACAUCCAAACCAGAGCAAGUAACAUACAUAGGUCAAGCACUACAAGGGCAAGAAAGGUCGGAUCUCGUAAAGCUGCUAAGAGCCAACGCAGACUUAUUCGCCUGGACCCCAGCAGAUAUGCCGGGCAUAAGUCCGGAGAUCAUCUGUCACAAACUCGCCACCAAUCUUUCGAGUCGACCCAUAGCUCAGAAGAAAAGAAACCUAGGAACAGAGAAAUCAAAGGCAGCCCUGGAAGAGACCAGUAAACUCUUACAAGCCGACUUCAUCAGAGAAAUCCGCUUCACCACAUGGCUCUCGAAUGUGGUAAUGCUUGUAGACAACGCUUCAGGUUUCGAAAGCUUAAGCUUCAUGGAUGCAUACUCGGGGUAUAAUCAAAUACUCAUGCAUCCUGAAGAUCAAAGCAAGACAGCAUUCAUAACCGAACAUGGAAACUUUUGUUAUCGUGUAAUGCCAUUUGGCUUAAAGAAUGCAGGUGCGACCUAUCAACGCUUGAUGGACAAGGUCUUCCAUCACCAAAUAGGACGCAACAUGGAGAUAUAUGUGGACGACAUGGUCGCGAAAACCAAGAAAGAAAAAUCGCACUGUGAAGACCUCAAGGAAAUAUUUGGACAACUCCGAAUUUACAAUAUGAGAUUGAACCCUGAGAAGUGUGCCUUCGGAGUAAAGGGAGGAAAGUUUCUCGGAUUCAUGCUCACAUCGCGAGGAAUCGAGGCAAACCCUGAAAAAUGUUCAGCAAUACUCAACAUGGAAAGCCCUAAAACGAUAAAAGAGGUACAACAACUUGCAGGAAGGAUAGCUGCGCUAUCCCGAUUCCUACCCGCUGCAUCAAGCCGAGCAUAUCACCUCUUCCAAACGAUAUCGAAGAACAAAAAAUUUCACUGGACAGAGGAAGGCAAGAAAGCAUUUUCCGAGCUCAAAGCGAUCUUAGCAACACCACCCGUGCUACAAAGACCAGAAAUCGGUAAACCUUUAUAUUUAUACUUAUCUGUUUCAAGUUAUGCUAUAAGCUCGGCCCUUGUUCUCGAAACAGGAAAAACGCAACAGCCAGUAUACUUCGUCAGCAGAGUCAUGCAACCAACCGAGCAACGAUAUCCGAAGAUAGAACAACUCGCCCUUGCACUGAUAACAACAGCAAGGAGACUCAGACACUACUUCCAAAGCCACAUAAUAGUAGUGAGAACGAAUCACCCACUGAGACAAAUAUUAACAAAACCAGAACUGGCAGGACGGUUGACCAAAUGGUCAAUUGAACUCUCAGAGUUCGACAUUCAGUUUCAGACUAGACCGGCCCUCAAGGCACAAGUUCUCACCGACUUCAUCACGGAGAUGACCCCAUACGAUCACAUUGAAACAUGGGAAUUGCACGUGGAUGGGGCGUCAAGUCGAGAAGGGAGCGGGGCUGGCAUAAUAUUAAAGGAGGGAAAUAAGGUGGUAGCCGAGCAAGCCCUCCAAUUUCACUUCUUGGCAAGCAACAAUCAGGCCGAGUAUGAAGCCCUCAUAGCGGGAUUAAAGCUCGCCCUAAGCCACAAAGCGACGAACUUAACGGCACAUUGCGAUUCCCUCCUGGUGGUCCAACAAAUCCGAGGAGAAUUCCAGGUAAAAGAUCCCUUGCUAGAACAAUACUGGCUCAUAGCAAAGGAUCUAAUUUCAAAUUUCAGUUCGUUCACCAUAUUACAUGUGCAUAGAGAGCAAAACGUCAGGGCAGAUAUACUAUCUAAACUCGCCGCCACCAGGGCGGACACACAAACAUCAACAUUAUCGCAGCACACACUCACAAAACCGAGCAUUGAAUUAUUAUGUAUUGAAAACAUUAACCACCUCCACGAUUGGAGGAAACCUUUCCUUGAAUACAUAUGUACAGGUGCAUUACCCAGAGACGAGCUCCAUCCUCAACAGUUCAAACGUAAGGCAAGCUUCUACACGAAAAUAUCAGGAGAGCUAUACAGACGAGGUUUCUCACAACCAUUACUAAGAUGCCUAGACCAAAACCAGGCCAGAGAGGUAAUGAAUGAAGUCCAUAAAGGAGUAUGUGGGAACCACAUAGGAGGACGAGCUCUCGCUGCAAAAAUAAUCCGAACAGGAUAUUAUUGGCCGACCAUGAAGAGAGAUUGCAUAGCAAAAGUCAAAACAUGCGACAAAUGCCAGAAACAUGAGGCGAUCUCAACCAAGCCAGCCGAAGUACUGCACAGCAUGGAGGUAAGCUGGCCUUUCUACAGAUGGGGGCUUGACAUCCUCGGUCCCUUCCCAACAGCACCAGGACAGGUAAAAUUUCUUUUGGUAUCCAUAGACUACUUCUCAAAAUGGAUAGAAGCGCAACCCUUAGCAAAGAUAACAGCUGAAAAGGUACGAUCUUUUAUUUGGAGAAAUAUAAUAUGCCACUUUGGGAUACCAAAAGAAAUAAUAUCAGACAAUGGUAGACAAUUUACAGACAAUAAGCUCGGAUUAUUUCUAAAAAAUUUCAAUAUUCAACAUUGUUUUAGCUCGGUAGAACACCCACAAACUAAUGGGCAAGCCGAAGCUGCUAACCGAGUUGUGUUGCAGGCAGUAAAGAAGAAACUCGACAACGCAAAGGGAGAAUGGGCCGAGCUCAUUCCCGAAGUACUGUGGAGUUACAACACGACAAUACAUAACACUACAGGCGAAACACCCUUCAAGUUGGUCUAUGGCUCGGAAGCCCUGAUCCCCAUUGAGGUCGGAUUACCGACGUUGAGAACCGAGUUGUACGAUGAACAACAAAACCUAAGGGCCAGGAGCGCCGAGCUUGACUUAGCUGAAGAGGACAGGGAAAUCGCCGCUAUCAAACAAAGGGCCCAGAAGAAAAUAAUAGAAAGAAAAUACAACAGGAAGGUGAUUCCGAGAAUAUUCAACAAAGGCGACCUUGUGCUCAGGCGAACAGAGGAAGCCAGAAGACCUCCAGCUCAUGGCAAGCUCGCCGCAAAUUGGGAAGGCCCCUUCCGUGUCACCCAAGUGCUCGGCAAGGGAGCAUAUCAACUCCAAACAUUACAAGGCAAUGCCAUUCCAGGAAACUGGAACAUCUCGUCACUCAAAAUGUAUAUGUCAUAG
Arachis ipaensis is the source of this 4269-nucleotide messenger RNA. The record is from RefSeq and is a predicted model, not a curated record. NCBI's taxonomy places the organism in Eukaryota, Viridiplantae, Streptophyta, Magnoliopsida, Fabales, Fabaceae.